Molecule: messenger RNA, 1243 nt
Organism: Wyeomyia smithii (pitcher-plant mosquito)
Lineage: Eukaryota; Metazoa; Arthropoda; Insecta; Diptera; Culicidae
Product: scavenger receptor class B member 1-like
Exons: 6
Coding region: 74-1129 (351 amino acids)
Cellular component (GO): membrane; cytoplasm
Molecular function (GO): scavenger receptor activity
Source: RefSeq, a predicted model, not a curated record
UGCACAAGUGGCUUCCAGACAUAGUUAUUUAUUUCGACUACCUCUAAAUUUGCUAAUUCGUCAAACUAAACUGAUGCCAUUGGAGCUACAGACAGCGAGACAGUUCAUGUUCGGUUAUGAAACGACUCUUACUACUUUAGGUAAUACGUUUCUACCUAACUGGAUCUCUUUCAGUAAGGUUGGUUUGAUUGACAGGAUGUAUGACUUCGAUGAUGACUUUGAAACCUUCUAUACAGGUACAGAUGAUGAAUCAAUGUCUGGAUUGUAUGAGAGUUACCUUGGAUUGCCUAGACUACAGCAAUGGGAAGGUGAUCAUUGCAGUAAUAUACAGAAUGCAUCUGAUGGCACUAAAUUCAAGAGUUUCAUACAAGAAGAUGAGCAGCUGUUGUUCUUCAGAAAAAGCAUGUGCCGCGCGCAACGAAUGGUACAAGCUGGACGUAAUUACGAAGUAGAUGGAAUACAGGCUACAAAAUUCGUAUUCGAAGAUAAUGCUCUCGAUAACGGUAAAAUUGAUAAAAGAAACAAGUGUUUCUGCCGACAAGGGCACUGCCUUCCAACAGGACUGAUUGAUGUGACUGACUGCUACUAUGGAUUUCCCAUCGCUCUUAGUUACCCGCAUUUUUUGGAUGGUGAUCAACAUCUUUUAGAAAAAAUCAAUGGUUUACAACCAAAUCAAUCACUUCACCGAAGUUUCUUCAUGAUUAACCCGCUUUCAGGUUUACCAUUGAAGUUGUCCGUGAAAUUUCAAAUUAACAUGGCAUUAGGAGACAUAUCCAGUAUUACUGAAUGCGAGCGGUUUUCUGAUGUAGUUAUUCCAACUCUGUGGUUUGAAAUAACAAUGAUGCAAUUGCCUAUAUCGCUGAGAAACCGUUUUAUAUUUUAUUUAAAUUAUCUGCGAGUUGCCGAUUGUAUAAUGUAUUAUGUAUUUUUUAUUGGUGGUGGACUGUUGCUACUAUUCUCUAUUCUACGCGUUUCAUUCUCAUUAUCAGUAAACCUUUCGUCAUACCGUAUCUCUCGUUUGAGUAAAACUUACGAUAGAAAUGUUCAGAAAACUACACAACGUAGAAGACAAAGCAACUCUAAACUUGAUCAAGGAUCGGAAAAAGAGCGACAACAUUUUUUACUGUAACGAACUGGUCUACGAAUGUAGUGAUCGGCAAUCCAUAUCAGAACAAGAGAUAUUUUCAAUCAAAUAGAUUCGUUUGAAAUAAACAUGAAUAGCUAAAUCAAAUAAAAAUAGAAA